Microcebus murinus (gray mouse lemur) is the source of this 1022-nucleotide messenger RNA. RefSeq names its product olfactory receptor 4C11. The record is from RefSeq and is a predicted model, not a curated record. Gene Ontology annotation, molecular function: olfactory receptor activity; G protein-coupled receptor activity. Lineage: Eukaryota; Metazoa; Chordata; Mammalia; Primates; Cheirogaleidae. Gene Ontology annotation, biological process: G protein-coupled receptor signaling pathway. Gene Ontology annotation, cellular component: membrane.
CCCCACAUCAACGGAAACAAUGCAGCAAAAUAACAGUGUGACUGAGUUCAUACUGAUAGGGUUAACACAGGAUCCUGCAAGGCAGAAAAUGGUGUUUUUAAUCUUCUUAAUUUUCUAUGUCGGAACUAUGGUGGGGAAUAUUCUCAUUAUUGUUACCAUCAAAUCCAGCCGGACACUAGGAAGCCCCAUGUACUUCUUUCUGUUUUAUUUGUCCUUUGCUGAUUCCUGCUUUUCAACUUCCACAGCCCCUAGACUAAUUGUGGAUGCUCUCUCUGCAAAGAAAAUUAUAUCAUACAAUGAGUGCAUGACACAAGUCUUUGCACUACAUUUAUUUGGCUGCAUGGAAAUCUUUGUCCUCAUCCUCAUGGCUGUUGAUCGCUAUGUGGCUAUCUGUAAGCCCUUGCGUUACCCAACCAUCAUGAGCCGGCGGGUCUGCAUCAUCCUGAUUGUUCUUGCAUGGAUAGGGUCUUUUAUACAUUCUACAGCUCAGAUUAUCCUGGCCUUGAGAUUGCCUUUCUGUGGACCCAAUUUGAUUGAUCAUUAUUGCUGUGAUUUGCAGCCCUUGUUGAAACUCGCCUGCAUGGAUACUUACUUGAUCAACCUGCUAUUGGUAUCUAACAGUGGGGCAAUUUGCUCAAGUAGUUUCAUAAUUUUGAUGAUUUCAUACAUUGUCAUCUUACAUUCACUGCGAAACCACAGUGCAGAAGGGAGGAAAAAAGCUCUCUCCACUUGCACUUCUCAUAUCAUUGUAGUCAUCUUAUUUUUCGGCCCAUGCAUAUUCAUAUAUACACGUCCCCCCACUACUUUCCCUAUGGAUAAGAUGGUGGCAGUAUUCUACACGAUUGGGACACCCUUUCUCAACCCACUGAUCUACACACUGAGGAAUGCAGAAGUAAAAAAUGCCAUGAAAAAGUUAUGGCACAUCAAAAUUAUUUCAGAGAGCAAAGAAUGAAUUGAGGGCCUGACCUGAUUAUUUAUCCAGUCAUGAUUUGACUAAGUACAGAUAUCAAAGAUGAUAGUGU